This is a messenger RNA of Acanthosepion pharaonis, 4425 nucleotides long. The record is from the annotation of a GenBank genome assembly. Lineage: Eukaryota; Metazoa; Mollusca; Cephalopoda; Sepiida; Sepiidae.
AUGUAUCCUCAGUCAUUCAUUUUAUCUCUCUAUCCGUUCUUUAUCUAUCUAUCUAUCUAUCUAUCUAUCUCUCUAUCUAAUAUUCAUCAUCUCUCUUUCCUUCUUUGUUUCUCUCUCUCUCUCUCUCUUUUCCUCAGUCUCUUUAUCCUCAGUCAGUCCAUGUUUAUCUGUCUAUCUAUCUAUCUAUCUAUCUUCUAUCUAUCUAUCUAUCAGACAUCUGUUUGUCUCUCCCUCUCUCUCUCUCUCUGCCAGUUGACAUCUCUGUAUCCUCAGUCAGUCCAUGUUUAUCUAUCUAUCUAUCUAUCUAUCUAUCUAUCUCUCUAUCAGACAUUCAUUUGUCUCUCUCCCCCUCUCUCUCUCUUUGCCGAGUCUCUCUAUCCUCAGUCUCUGUUCUAUCUAUCUAUCUAUCUAUCUUCUAUUUCUAUCUAUCUAUCCGACAUUCAUUUGUCUCUCUCCUCUCUCUCUCUCUCUCUCUAUCCAAUAUUCAUUUGUCUCUCUAUCAGUUCUUUAUUUAUCUAUCUAUCUAUCUAUCUAUCUAUCUAUCUAUCUAUCUAUCUAUCUCAUUCAUUUGUCUCUCUAUCAGACUCUCUCUCUCUCUCUCUCUAUCCAAUAUUCAUUUGUCUCUCUAUCCUUCAUGUUUAUUCUCUUCUAUCUAUCUAUCUAUCUAUCUAUCUAUCUAUUCAUUAUCUAUCUAUCAGACAUUCAUUUGUCUCUCUCCUCUCUCUCUCUCUCUCUCUAGACAUGUGUCUCUCUCAGUCAUCCAUGUUAUCUAUCAUUCUAUCUCUCUAUCUAUCCAUUCAUUUGUUCUUUAUCUCUCUCUGCCUAUCUAUGUAUCUGUCUCUCUCUAUCUAUCUAUCUCUCUAUCUAUCUAUUUCAUUUGUCUCUCUCCCCUCUCUCUCUCUCUCUGCCAGUCUCUCUGUAUCCUCAGUCCAGUCUCUAUCUGUCUAUCUAUCUAUCUAUCUCUAUCUCAUUUGUCUCUCUAUCAGACAUUUAUUUGUCUCUCUCCCUCUCUCUCUCUCUCUUCCUCAUCUCUAUCCUCAGUCAUUUGUCUCUCUAUCUAUCUUUCUAUCUAUCUCUAUCUAUCUAUCUAUAACAGACAUUCAUUUGUCUGUCUCUCUCUCUCUCUCUCUGCCUCUAUUCAUUUUAUCUCUCUAUCCGUUCUUUAUCUAUCUAUCUAUCUAUCUAUCUAUCUAUCUCUCUCUCUAUCAGACAUUCAUUUACAUUCAUUUGUCUCUCUAUCUCUCUCUCCUAUUCAUUUGUCUCUCUAUCCGUUCUUUAUUUAUCUCUAUCUAUCUAUCUAUCUCUAUCUAUCUAUCUAUAACAGACAUUCAUUUGUCUCUCUCCGUCUCUCUCUCUCUCUGCCAGUCUCUUCUGUGUAUCCUCAGUUCAUUUGUCUCUAUCUAUCUUUCUAUCUAUCUAUCUAUCUAUCUAUCUAUAACAGACAUUCAUUUGUCUCUCUCCCUCUCUCUCUCUUCUUUAUUUGUCUCUCUCUCAUCUAUCAGUCAUGUAUCUAUCUAUCUAUCUAUCUCUCUAUCUAUCUAUAACAUUCAUUUGUCUCUCUCUCUCUCUCUUUAUUUGACUCUGUAUCCUCAGUCAGUCCAUGUUUAUCUAUCUAUAUCAAUAUCUAUCUAUCUAUCUAUCUAUCUAUAUUUGUCUCUCAUUCAUUUGUCUCUCUCUCUCUCUCUCUCUAUUCAUUGUCUCUCAGUCCGUUCUUUAUUUGUCUCUCUAUCUAUCUAUCUAUCUAUCUAUCUUUGUCUAUCUAUCCAGACAUUCAUUUGUCUCUCUCUCUCUCUCUCUCUCUCUGCCAAGUAUUCAUUUGUCUCCUCAGUCAGUCCAUGUUUAUCUAUCUUCUGUCUAUCUAUCUAUCUAUCUAUAUUCAUUUGUCUCUCUCCGUCUCUUUAUUUGUCUCUCUAUCUCUCUCUCUCUGCCUCUCUACGUAAUGUAUCCUCAGUCUCUCUAUCAUGUUUAUUUAUCUAUCUAUCUAUCUAUCUAUCUAUCUAUCUAUCUAUAACAGACAUUCAUUUGUCUCUCUCUCUCUCUCUCUUUAACUCUCUGUAUCCUUCAGUCAGUCCAUGUUUAUCUAUCUAUCUCUAUCUAUCUAUCUAUCUAUCUAUCUAUCUAUCUAUAACAGACAUUCAUUUGUCUCUCUCCUCUCUCUCUCUCUCUCUUUGUAUUUGUCUCUCAGUAUCAGUUUCUCUUCUAUCUAUCUAUCUAUCUAUCUCAUUUCUAUCUCUCUAUCCGUUCAUUUGUCUCUCUCCCUCUCUCUCUCUCUCUCUCAUGAACGUCUGUGUCCUCUCAUCCAAUAUUCAUUUGUCUCUCUAUCUAUCUAUUUAUUUGUCUCUCUAUCUCUCUCUCUAUCUCUCUCUAUCCAGACAUUCAUUUGUCUCUCUCUCCUCUCUUUGUCUCUCUAUCUGCCUCUUCUGUCUCUCUCUAUCCAAUAUUCAUUUGUCUCUCUAUCCGUUCUUUAUUUGUUUCUCUCAGGCUCUAUCUCUCUAUCCAAUAUUCAUCUAUCUAUCUAUCUAUCCGUUCAUUCAUUUGUCUCUCUCCUCUCUUCUCUCUCUCUAUCCAAUAUUCCUCCAGUCUCUCUAUCCGUUCUUUAUUUAUCUCUCUAUCUAUCUCUCCAUCUGUCUCUCUAUCCAACAUUCAUUUGUCUCUCUAUCUCUCUCUCUCUUUAUUUGUCUCUCUAUCAGUCCUCUUAUUUUAUCUAUCUAUCUUCAUUCUAUCUCUCUAUCCAGACAUUCAUUUGUCUCUCUAUCUCUCUCUCUCUGCCUAGUUGUCUAUCCUCAGUCAUUCAUUUAUCUCUAUCUAUCUAUUCUUCUAUCUGUCUAUCUAUCUAUCUAUCUCUCUAUCAGACAUUCAUUUGUCUCUCUCCUCUCUUCUUUAUUUGUCUCUAUCCUCCAGUCUCUCUUGUUUCUAUCUCUCUAUCUAUCUAUCUAUUUCAUUUGUCUCUCUAUCCGUUCUUUCAUUUGUCUCUCUCUCUCUCUCUCUCUCUCUCUAUCAAUAUUCAUUUGUCUCUCUAUCCGUUCUUUAUUUAUCUCUCUAUCUAUCUAUCUAUCUGGCUCUCUUCUGUCUCUCUAUCUAUCUAUUCUAUUUCUAUCUCUCUAUCUAUUCUUUAUUUGUUUCUCUCUCCCUCUCUCUUCUGUCUCUCUAUCCUCAUUCAUUUGUCUCUCUAUCUAUCUUCUUUCUAUUUAUCUAUCUAUCUAUCUCUCUUCUAUCUCUCUCUAUCAGACAUUCAUUUGUCUCUCUCUCUCUUCUCUCUCUGCCUCUCUAUCGGACUCUCUUGUUUAUCUCUCUAUCUAUCUAUCUCAUCUAUCUAUCUCUAUCUAUAACAGACAUUCAUUUGUCUCUCUAUCGGACUCUCUCUUCUGUCUCUCUAUCAUGAUAUUCAUUCUGUCUCUCUAUCCGUUCUCUAUCUAUCUGUCUAUCUAUCUAUCUCUUCUAUCUCUCUCUCUCUAUCAAUAUUCAUUUGUCUCUCUAUCUAUCCUCUUCUUCUCUAUCCGUGUCUCUCUAUCUGACUCUGUUUUCUCUCUCUAUCAAUAUUCAUUUGUCUCUCUAUCCGUUCUUUAUUUGUCUCUCUAUCUGCAGGCUCUCUUCUACUUCUUUGUCUUCUCUCUCUCUCUCCAAUAUUCAUUUGUCUCUCUCAUCCGUUCUUUAUUUAUCUCUCUAUCUAUCUAUAACUCUGUUUUGUCUCUCUCUCUCUCUAUUCAUUUGUCUCUCUAUCCGUUCUUUAUUUAUCUCUCUAUCUAUCUAUCUGAUCUAUCUCUGUUUUCCCCUCUCUCUCUCUCUCCAAUAUUCAUUUGUCUCUCUAUCGUUCUUUAUUUGUCUCUCUAUCCGGCUCUCUUCUAUCUCUCUAUCUAUCUUCAUUUUGUCUCUCUAUCCGUUCUUUAUUUGUCUCUCUAUCUGACUCUGUUUUGUCUCUCUAUCAAUAUUCAUUUGCUCUCUUCUUUGUCUCUCUAUUCAAUAUUCAUUUGUCUCUCUAUCCGUUCUUUAUUUGUCUCUCUAUCGGACUCUGUUUUGUCUCUCUAUCCAAUAUUCAUUUGUCUCUCUCCUCCGUUCUUUAUUUGUCUCUCUAUCGGACUCUGUUUUGUCUCUCUAUCUAAUAUUCAUUUGUCUCUCUAUCCGUUCUUUAUUUGUCUCUCUAUCUCUCUCUCUUCUGUCUCUCUAUCAAUAUUCAUUUGUCUCUCUAUCUAUUCUUUAUUUGUCUCUCUAUCAGGCUCUCUUGAACUGUCUCUCUAUCCAAUAUUCAUUUGUCUCUCUAUCCGUUCUUUAUUUGUCUCUCUAUCUGACUCUGUUUGUCUCUCUAUCAAUAUUCAUUUGUCUCUCUAUCCGUUCUUUCUAUUUGUCUCUCUAUCGGACUCUCUUCUGUCUCUCUAUCCAAUAUUCAUUUGUCUCUCUAUCCGUUCUUUUAUUUGUCUCUCUAUCUGA